AAAAUUUUCCGAAACAUGUCCGGUGGAUACCCCCAACAGCCUCCCGGCUACGGCUACGGCGCCCCGUCAUCCCAGCCGUACACAGCCGUUCCAUACACCGCCGGCGCGUCGAUCCCGCCUCAGCCGUACGGCGCUCCAUACGGCGCUGCACCCUACGGUGCACCUUCUGCUCCCUAUUCCGCUCCUCCCGGCGAGAAGCCUCCAAAGGACAACAAGCACCAGGCGCAUGGCUACGGCGGUGCUCCUCCAGCACACGGCGGGAGCUAUCCUCCCAUGGGAGGCCAUGCGAGUCCGUUCGCAGCUCUGGUUCCGUCGGCAUUUCCGCCGGGGACAGAUCCUAACAUCGUGGCCUGCUUUCAAAUGGCGGAUCAAGAUGGAAGUGGAUUCAUCGAUGAUAAGGAGUUGCAGAGAGCGCUUUCUUCGUAUAAUCAAAGCUUCAGUCUGAGAACUGUUCAUUUGCUCAUGUAUCUCUUCACUAAUACUAACACCAGGAAGAUCGGUCCGAAGGAGUUCAUUUCUUUGUUCUAUAGUCUUCAGAAUUGGAGGGCCAUCUUUGAGAGAUUCGAUCGGGAUAGGAGUGGAAAAAUCGAUGCCAAUGAACUCAGAGAAGCACUUUUGAAUCUAGGAUUUGCAGUUUCUCCGGUGGUGUUGGAUUUGCUUGUCUCAAAGUUUGAUAAAACUGGAGGCAAAUUCAAGGCCAUUGAAUAUGACAACUUCAUUGAGUGCUGCCUUACAGUUAAAGGACUAACUGAGAAGUUCAAGGAGAAGGACACUAUGUACAGUGGUAACGCGACGUUUACUUAUGAAGCCUUUAUGCUCACCGUUCUGCCAUUCCUGAUUGCAUAAAUCAAUGAAUUAUGAAGGCAAAACGGUGUGUUUGCUGUGAUUUCCUUUGGUGUUCUGUUUUUUGUUGCAAUAUAUUAACAUAUAGCUAAUAAAAAGAAGGGUUUAGUAUGUAUUAUCACAGUUUUGAAGUUUAUUCCAAUGACCAGUUUAUGCUGUUUUAAUGA
Messenger RNA from Hibiscus syriacus, 1010 nucleotides. Its product is annotated as calcium-binding protein CBP-like. Gene Ontology annotation, molecular function: calcium ion binding. The record is from RefSeq and is a predicted model, not a curated record. Lineage: Eukaryota; Viridiplantae; Streptophyta; Magnoliopsida; Malvales; Malvaceae. The transcript has 5 exons. Bases 16 to 846 code for a protein of 276 amino acids.